Suillus clintonianus is the source of this 2046-nucleotide messenger RNA. RefSeq names its product auxin efflux carrier. Gene Ontology annotation, cellular component: membrane. NCBI's taxonomy places the organism in Eukaryota, Fungi, Basidiomycota, Agaricomycetes, Boletales, Suillaceae. The record is from RefSeq and is a predicted model, not a curated record. The transcript is spliced from 8 exons. Gene Ontology annotation, biological process: transmembrane transport. The coding region runs from base 330 to 1856 and encodes 508 amino acids.
UAAGCUUAAAGCCACCAUCUUUUGCGACUUGGCUGACCGAAUUGACACUGAUUAACACGACGGACCAGUGGUCCGCUUCUCAGGGUGCAGACAUAAGAGGUCGGGCCAUAUCUUACCGGUCUUACGUCUGUAAGCUGCCAGCAAAGACAUGGAAGCACUUGCCGUACUUGUAUUUAAGUGUCGUGCUUUUCAUGGUCCAGAGGAAUAUUGAUCAAACCUCCUUUUCACUCCCCUGUCCAAAUAGAAGACAGACUGUCUCUGAGCAAGGCAUUUCUUCGGCUCGUUAAAAUCAUAUCACGACUCGCAACUCGUCCACAUCGAAAAGGAUCAUGAUCAACAUUGGCACACUGGUUUGGAUUUCUGUGCAACCGCUCAUACGCCUGUUCUUGUGUGUAGGAUGCGGAUUUGCAGUUACAAAGGCAGGCUUAUUGCCCCCCUUGGCGGCUCGCGGGAUGGGACAAGUCAUCAUAAAUGUCACGACGCCAAACUUGAUGUUCUCAACGAUUGUACCAGCGUUCAACUCUUCAAACAUUUCUGAACUCGGCCCUCUUGUUAUCGUUGCGCUGGUCUAUAUGCUAAUCGGCAUAAUAUUGUCUUGGAUCAUCAAGCAACUCUUUUGGGUUCCCCACAGAUUCCGGCACGGAAUUCUUGUGGCCGGAGGGUGGGCAAAUAUCGGUGACAUCCCUAUCUCGGUGACCCUGAGCGUGAUGGCGUCAGCUCCUUUCAAUGGAACUGAUGAUGAGAAUCUGGCAGUGGGUUACAUCGCCGCUUUUAUCCUUGUAUGGUCUAUCACACUUUUUCCACUUGGAGGACACCGGUGUAUCAUGAUGGAUUUCGAUGGUCCUGACUUCGAAACUGAUCAAGUCAAGGAAAGGCUAAGCACCAAGCACAAGAAGGCUCUGUCGAGUCUAGCUGCCGGAUUUGUACACCUCAGGCAGAUCCUUCACUUCAAACAUCCAUCAGCCAUGGAUAUUCAUACCGAAGCUGGUCAAGCAAUCGCCGAAAAAGGGUCUCCUGAUGUGACAUUCACACAUGAGGACUCUGUCACUACGUGUGAUAAACCGUCAGGGCAGGAAGAAAUCAGAAUAUUAGCAUUGGCGGAUGAACAUCCGCUGUCUACUCAGUUUUUGGAUCCUACUUCUCCCUCAUUUACCGCCGUACCGCCCGGGCCGCUUUUUACUGACGGAACUCAGAAAGUCGCCACAACUACCGGUCUUCCUGGCUCUGUCGCCGGACACGUCGCAGUGACGCAUGCUCAUUGGUUCUACAAGUUUAUCGGUCUGGCCUUUGGAUUCCUGCGAUCCCUCAUGACUCCCCCGUCUUUGUCGAUAAUCGCCUCAUUCGUCAUUGCCGUUAUUCCUUCAUUGAAGGCACUUUUUGUUUCAGGCGUUCCAGGCACGCACAUACAUCCAGCGCCCGAUGGCCAACCUCCACUCGCAUUUAUCAUGAAGACAGCUGCAUUCAUUAGUGCCGCAUCAGUACCAAUGGGCUUGAUUUCUCUUGGGUCUGCUCUUGCCAGACUAAGUAUCCCGCGAAGCCAGUGGAGCUCUCUCCCUCUUGGUGCAAUUGGGAGUUUGGCUAUUGGUAGACUCGUUGUGAUGCCCGUUCUGGGCGUUCUCAUUUGCCAAUCACUCACACAUGCCGGACUGAUAGAUUCUUCCAACAAUGUCCUCAGAUUCGUUUGCAUCUUCUUGUCGUGCUUGCCCACUGGGACCACACAGGUGUUUUUGACUCAAGUAUACUCUGGGACAGGUAAUGCUGAGCAUCUAUCAGCGUUCCUGAUACCCCAGUAUAUCAUCAUGUUCAUAUCGAUGACAGCCAUCACGUCUUUCACACUUCAUAUCCUCUUUGGAUGAUGCCCUAGGCAGGGAUGGAUGAUUCGCGUCGUCUGCGGGUUUAGAUGUUGAUGGCUGAUUAGCGAAUGUCCGAUUUCUCCUGGCGAGUCGGACAGUAAAAGAGAUGUACAACAAGUCCGUACUGCACAUACAUGUAGAUUAUAUUAGAGCGCCUGAAACUGUAUCUAUGACCCCUAUAUACGCAUAUGUU